Messenger RNA from Fusarium odoratissimum NRRL 54006, 921 nucleotides. RefSeq lists its product as uncharacterized. The transcript is spliced from 3 exons. Bases 1 to 921 code for a protein of 306 amino acids. Lineage: Eukaryota; Fungi; Ascomycota; Sordariomycetes; Hypocreales; Nectriaceae. Gene Ontology annotation, biological process: proteolysis. The record is from RefSeq and is a predicted model, not a curated record. Gene Ontology annotation, molecular function: serine-type peptidase activity.
AUGACCACUCGCAAGGAAUACGUCUUCAAAGCCAUCAAUGGAAUCCCGGUAGCCGCAGACGUAUACUUCAGGAAGACCACGACUGCUUCGAAGCUUCCAAUAGCAUUACAUUUCCAUGGCGGAAAUUUCACGGUCGGCUCGAAACAAAUGCUCCCGCGAGACCAGUGCGAAAGGCUCUUGGAUCUAGGUUUCGUGGUUGUAUCCGCCAACUAUCGACUGGCUCCCACGGUUACAGUCUUUGAAGGACCGGUCAAAGAUGCACUGGACGCAUACGAAUGGUCGCGGACAAAAUUACCCCAGCUGCUUCUCGAAGAUGCUCAUGUAGAAGCGAAUGGCUCUCGGAUUGUAACACUGGGUCAUUCCUGCGGUGGCACCUUGGCCCUUCUGACAGCCAGUUCGCCCCAACCGCCUCGCGCAAUUCUCGACAUUUACGGGAUCAAGUACCUAGCAGACUCGGCCUUCCAUACCCCCUUACCUGCACCUCCAGGUGCUCCUCAGAUUGAUCAAGAUUUCACGAGCAAGAUUUGGAAAGAUGACCCUCCUCCCACCUCAGCACCCCCUCCGGUGGGACCGAAAGGGCAUGACUUGGCCAACUAUCGUGUUGCCUGGAUGUUUGAUCAGCUCGGAAAGGGAACACAGUUGAAGACGGUUGUAGGAGACGGCGACUAUGAUCGCGUUGACCCCGUUUCGCAGUUCUCCAAGGGUAACUUCCCUCCCACCUUUUUCAUCCACGGCGCCGAAGACAAGCUGGUGCCGGCAAGGCUGUCGCAACAGGCAUAUGACGAACUCAAGAGUCAUGGCGUCGAGACGGAAUUGGUCCUGGUGGAAGGAGGACAGCACGGCUUUGAUGAAAUUGGACAGCCUGAGAAUGCACUUGAACUUUUGGAAAAGGGCUUUGAGUUCCUCAAGGCCCAUGUCUGA